Erpetoichthys calabaricus (reedfish) is the source of this 4390-nucleotide messenger RNA. It is a transcript of the gene pus7, whose product is annotated as pseudouridine synthase 7. Lineage: Eukaryota; Metazoa; Chordata; Cladistia; Polypteriformes; Polypteridae. Gene Ontology annotation, biological process: pseudouridine synthesis. Bases 177 to 2090 code for a protein of 637 amino acids. The transcript is spliced from 17 exons. Gene Ontology annotation, cellular component: nucleus. Gene Ontology annotation, molecular function: pseudouridine synthase activity; RNA binding. The record is from RefSeq and is a predicted model, not a curated record.
CGGGAGACUGGGCGCACAUGCUUCCUGCGGCGCGAGUGCUGAAGAAAGUGUGGAUUCUUACAGCUGGCAGGAUUUUGUCUGCAACUUAGGUGUCCCCUUUUAUUGGAUUUAGGUGCCUGACAGCACCACAGUUGUCAAAGCUGCACUCCAUACCCUUGAGAUCCUUUUCUUUGCACAUGAUAAUGGAGCAGCAAGCAAGUCCAUACCAUUCUGGAAUGGCAGAGAAGAGGGCAUUGGAGGAGGAGGAGGAUGGAACACUUGCUGGAUCCAAGAGAGUAAAAUUGGAGCGUGAAAAUGGGGGAAGCACUGCAGAGGAGGGCUCAAUGGAAGUAAAAGAAGAAGAGGAGGAGGAGGAAGAUGAGGAGGACAGUGAUAGUGAGAGCUUUGCUGACAUGAUGAAGCAUGGCUUGACUGAGAUGGACGUUGGCAUCCUCAAGUAUGUCAGCACACAUGAGGGCUUCUCUGGGAUUCUUAAAGAAAGGUACUCUGAUUUUGUAGUGCAUGAGAUCAGCAAGCAGGGCUCAGUGGUGCACCUAGAUGACCUGACUGUUCCAAUGGAUGCUGAGGAUGCCCCUAUUGAUGUGUCGCAAGUUCUGACGGAGGAGCAGAAGCAGGACCUUGAGGAGCUACAGCAGUUCAAGAAUAAGGAAAGCAGUGUCUCAAUUAAGGUCAUUGAAGACACAAAGGAGAAACGCACCCUCUUACAUCAAGCUGUAAAGUCACUGUUUCCGGGGCUUGAGACCAAGACUGAGGAGAGAGAUGGGGGCAAGUACAUUGUGGCAUAUCACGCUGCAGGGAAGAGAGCUCUAGCAGAGGUCAGUGCUGCACCAGCACCAAGGAAGCAUUCAUGGCCCAAGAAUCGAGGAAGUUUUUGUCAUUGUGUCCUGUACAAGGAGAACAAAGACACAAUGGAAGCCAUCAAUUUGCUGUCUAAAUUCCUACGAGUGAAGCCAAACAUAUUCUCCUACAUGGGAACGAAAGACAAAAGAGCCAUUACAGUGCAACAAAUUGCAGUUCUCAAGAUCAGUGCUCAGAGGUUGGCUCAUCUCAAUAAAUGCCUGAUGAACUUUCGCCUAGGCAACUUCUCCUAUCAGAAGCACCCGCUUAAGUUGGGUGAGCUACAGGGUAACCAGUUCACUGUGGUGAUACGGAAUAUUUCUGGAACAGAUGAGCAGAUACAUAAGGCGCUGACUUCCUUGCGAGAUGUAGGGUUCAUCAAUUAUUAUGGAAUGCAGCGCUUUGGGACCACAGCAGUUCCCACCUAUGAGGUGGGUAGAGCCAUCCUGCAGAACAAUUGGAAAGAAGUAAUGGAUUUAAUCUUAAAGCCCCGACCUGGAGCUGAAAAAGGAUACCUAGUGCGCUGCCGGGAAGAGUGGGCUAACUCCCAGGACCCUGAGGCUGCUCUCAAAAAGCUUCCAGUCAAGAGAUGCGUAGAAGGCCAGCUUCUGCGAGGACUUGCCAAGUAUGGCAAGAACAAUAUUGUGACUGCUUUUAGCACAAUUCCCAGAAAUAAUCGCUUAAUGUACAUCCACAGCUAUCAGAGCUAUGUAUGGAACAACAUGGUUAGCCGCAGGAUAGAGGAGUUUGGUUUGAAAGCUGUAGAAGGGGAUUUGGUGCUGCAUGGAGCAACAGCAGUGCCAAUCUCUGCAUCUGAGGCUAACCAGUACUCUAUUCAUGAGAUAGUUAUGCCACUACCAGGCUUUGAUGUCAUGUAUCCAACCCAUAAAGUUGGGGCAGCCUAUAGAGAGAUGCUGCAGGUAGAUGGUCUGGACAUUGACAACAUGAAACAUAAGAUCCGGGAUUACUCACUAUCAGGAGCUUACCGCAAGGUCCUAAUACGGCCUAAGGAUGUCCACUGGGAAGUGAUUGCAUAUGAUGACCCCAAGAUUCCACUGGUGCAAACAGAUGUGGAAAAGCUUGAAGGGAAGCCACCACCCACAUUUUCUAACGCAGAUGGAAAAUUCCGAGCUUUGCGUAUGGACUUCUCUUUACCUCCUUCUACUUACGCCACUAUGGCCAUUCGUGAAGUGCUCAAGAUGGAUACUAGUAUCAAGAAGCAGACACAGCUGAACACAAUAUGGUUGCGUUGAUUAAGUAAUGAAAACAUUCCACCCUUCACUGACUGAGAGAGCACACAAGACAGACUUGCCUGCUGAUAUGAGUCUGUCUGCUAAUCUUUGUGGAGUGCAUGUGGUGGAACAGUGGAGCGUGCACUAUUUUGUGUCUCUGAAGAGUAAAUGUAUUUUUAUCUCUGUAUUUACUUGAGUGUGCAUUCAAACAGUGGCCAGUUUUGUAAGUGCAGCUAAGAGAUUUGUGGCUCAUGUCUGUUAGUUGUGUUUAUGUAUGGAAAGUAUGAGGUUUCAUGUCAAAAGGAGCAUAUCUGAGUGACUGUAUUUGUGCUUUGAGGUGGUUGCUCCUUUUGCUGUCCACAUAUUUUAGGAGCUGCUAUUUGGUCUUGUCUAUAUACUUAAAACUGCAUAUGCCAGUGCCUUAGUAUUGGAAAUUUGGACAUUAAUACCUCAUUGAAGGGCUUUAGCUCUUCACCCAAUCUAGUUCCAGAAUCUAAACACCUGUACUAAUCACUCAUUCAAAAGCGAAUGCUUUUCUUGAAUAUCCACAGUAGAGAUCUUGGACAGGAGUAAAGUUAUGUUAGCUCUCCAAAUGGCAUAUUAAUAUUUAAUUUGAGUGUUGAUGACUAUUAUUCCCUGCUGCAUGAAGAGGUUAUCUGCAAAUGUAAACUGUUUUGGAGCUAUUGAUUAUGAGACUGUGUCAUGCAACACUACACUGAGCAGGUAGCAAGAAUACAUUGUGAAAUAUAGUCAAAGCCAUCAUGUCCAAUACCUGGUUUCCUGUAUUGUGGCCUUUUACGUUUCUUACACUGUGGAUCUAGUUCCAGACCAGCACAUUCCUUCUGAAGGCUAAUCAUACACAUGCUUAGCAUCCCAGUGAUGUAAUAACUAUCUCUCAAGGGAAUGUCUCAGUAUCUUGUCUAUUAAGGAAUUUUUCGUGUAGCACAGAACACUUUAUACAGAAUGUAGAGAAAAGGAAUGUAAAGCCUAGCAUGCAAGCAAGGCCUCUUUAAGAAGUAUCUCUUGAAGUAUGGAACUGUUUUGCCAUUUUUACAGGCUGAAAGCUCACCAACUCAGACUGAAGUUUUUUUUGCAAGUGACAUGCACAUCCUUGAAUAGAUUUUAUUUAAGAGACAGAGGCAGCACAGUUAAGAAAUGUUAACAUAUGAUACUAUAUCUUUUUUUUAAUCAAAGAUAGUAAAUGCAGGGGGAUAUUUAGGAGAGUUGACAGUAAUGGAUUAAAAGCAAGAUUUAAAAAAAGCUUAGUAACAAUUGAUGAAACCUGGAUGGGACAUAGUACACAAAUGAGCAAUUUUCACUAUAUCUGAACUAUACAUAAACUUUUUGGUUGAACUGUGAAUUGGUCCUGGCCCUGAGUGGUUACUAGCUACAAUUGUUUGCUCUUUUCUGAGUGCUAACAUUGAAAAUGGUAUAGUUGAACAGAGCUAAAUCAGCUACAAUAAGAAAAAGAUUAAUUCACCUGUAGCAAAUUACAUAUACUGUAAGUUAACAUUAAAAAGUUUUGUUUUUUUUUAUUUGAAGAUGAGAAAAAGUACAAGAAACAAAAUUAGUAAUUGUUCUUGCACAGCAGCAGACAAUCACAUGCCACCCUGUCUGGCACCACUGUGCUAGUUGGUCACCAUCUCUUGCAGGAUGAAAUCUGUGACAGCAUUGCAUAGUUUAUUGCAUGUUGUCUAGGCAGACAUGACAAGGUUGUUGUAAAUAAUAACAAUAGUUAACAUUUGGGAAUGCAAAUUUACAGAAUGCAAGCUGUUAUAAACUGUCGUGUAAACUAUGACAUAAAGUAAAUGCACAUACAACCAAAUAUAUACAAAUUUUUAUUAUCUGAGGAAACUCCAAAUUACUGGCAGUUUUUUCUGCCUCCUGUGAGCAUUGCUGGGGAAAAACCUUCACCACCACUCACUAACCAUACUUGAUUGAGUGUCAGAAAUUACCUUCCACAGCUAUUUCAUCUGCUGGCCUUAUAUGUUGCAGAAGGACAGUGGACAACUCUUUGACAGACCCAAGUAGUAAUAAGAAAGAAAUGUGCAAUGUCAGUUUGCAGACAAUCUAUGGAGUAUAACCUAUGCGGUAAAUUGACAGGACCUCUGGGGUUGGCUUAUGUUUUUUGCUGGCGUUUUCCGAAUAGUUCAGUGUUGUCCUGUAAAGAAAAAAGUGAGUUUAGAUAAUGAGUGUUUUGUCCCUAAGAAGAUAAAGAUCAGAUCCUUCUGUAGUGCCCAGUCAAUUAAAAACUCUCUUUGAACUUUUUUGGUCCAUUGAUUACAAUUCUGUAGGCCCUUCUAAAUAAAUUUAACAUAAAA